AUGGCUCCUCGACCGAUUUUUGCUGCGACUCAUCCCAGGGCGUGUUCAACGGCCUUUGAAAGGGUGUUCAUGGCCCGUCGUGAUAUCCUCGAGUGUGGGCACGAGCCAUUCGGUGAUGCCUUUUACUUUGGCCCAGAGUUCUUGAGCGACCGCUUCAGGGACGAUGCGGAUUAUCGCAAGAACACGGAAUACUGCAACACCACUUUCAAGGAUGUCUUGGAGAGUCUCGCGGAUGCGGAAAAAGAGGGCAAGCGUCUCUUCAUCAAAGACAUGGCAUACUAUCUGGUGCCACCCGAUGGGAAGCCAUCACAAAUCGCACCGUCUCUCGGCGGCGGCAAGGAGCCCGGCAAUCCAACCGUCCUGCCAGUCGACAUCUUGAAGCGCUUCCACUUCACUUUUCUCAUCCGCCACCCCAAGCGGUCCAUCCCCUCUUACUACCGCUGCACAAUCCCUCCUCUGAGCGAAAUCACCGGUUUCGACUACUUCAUGCCCAACGAGGCCGGAUACGUGGAGCUCGUCCGGCUGCUGGACUUUUUGCUGGAGCGCGGAAUCGUCGAUAGAGACCACAUCACUGCCAUUGACGCUGAUGAUUUGCUCGAUAAGCCGGAGCCAAUCAUUCGCGAGUAUUGUGCGCGCAUUGGCAUUGACUUCAAGCCAGAGAUGCUCAAGUGGACCGAGGAGGAUCGCGAGUAUGCGGCACAGAUGUUUGCCAAGUGGAAUGGCUUUCACGAUGACGCUCUCAAGAAUUCUUGUUUUCAGGCGCGAUCUCACGCUCAGAAAACUUCGACUGUUGAGUCGGAGAAUAAGGAGUGGGCGGAAAAGUACGGGCCUGAGGCGCAAACGGUUAUUCGCCAGACUGUCGAUGACAACAUUCCUCAUUAUGAAUACUUGAAGCAAUUUUGCAUUACUGUUUAA
Molecule: messenger RNA, 915 nt
Organism: Trichoderma harzianum CBS 226.95
Lineage: Eukaryota; Fungi; Ascomycota; Sordariomycetes; Hypocreales; Hypocreaceae
Exons: 4
Coding region: 1-915 (304 amino acids)
Source: RefSeq, a predicted model, not a curated record